AUGUCUGGUCGUGGUAAAGGUGGUAAAGGCCUCGGAAAAGGGGGCGCCAAGCGUCAUCCCAGCUAUCCGUCGUUUAGCUCGACGGGGUGGUGUAAAACGUAUCUCUGGUCUUAUCUAUGA
Enterobius vermicularis (human pinworm) is the source of this 120-nucleotide messenger RNA. The record is from the annotation of a GenBank genome assembly. Lineage: Eukaryota; Metazoa; Nematoda; Chromadorea; Rhabditida; Oxyuridae.